Molecule: messenger RNA, 927 nt
Organism: Oikopleura dioica
Lineage: Eukaryota; Metazoa; Chordata; Appendicularia; Copelata; Oikopleuridae
Source: the annotation of a GenBank genome assembly
AUGCUGGAGCCUCAUGGAGGAGCUUUCGUUCACUCCAAUUCGGACUGGACAGAUGACAUUAGUGGAAUCCCAGGCUUUUCGGCCUACAACUCAUGUCCAAUAAGGUAUUGUACAUUUUCUUGGAGAAUCCAAUCAGUUGACUGCUGCGGCUUCUUCGCUUUUACGCACUCCGAUGAAAAACUUAAAUAUCGUGCAAAGAUUGCAUUUACUUGCAUGGGCAUAGCUGAGCAAAAGAAUCCGUCGCAGACCCAAAGAUCGGUUUCAGAACUCCUCGAAGAACUAAGACGAGAAUGUUCUGGUUCUCCAACGUCGAAUCAGGGGCCUCAAUUCGGUCUUAUACUCAGACAUGAUGGAUAUUUAUACACUGGAACCUUGGGCUGUCAAGUCGCAAUGUGGCCGUCCGUGGAAGUUUCUUGCUUCUCAUUGACUAUUUCCGUCGAUGUUUAUCCACAAUCAGAAGUUUCGCCGAACAUGGUUGUCGUCCUUGUCUCAAAUGGACUUCUACAAUAUCUUGCAGACAAUAACUGCCCCCGCCCAAUAACCCGAAUAAUGGACGAGUUUAGGGAGUCUGUUCGGGGAUGCACAGACAACUACGAUAAAACGUGUCAUUGGACGAUGGACAGAAUCGAAAACUCGUACGGAAAGGUCUCAAGCACAUACGAGGCCGUUUUUCUUGGGAUCAAGAUAUUAGCGCCUCAGAUUCAAAUAUCAGCACCAGAAGUGUUAAAACCCGCUAAAAAUACGGUUUUGACAAUACCUUCGAUUCAAACGGACUGCCGAAUUUUGAUACAGCGCCAACGAUUAUUCCAGUGCAACGCCACACGCCCAAAUCCGAACAAAGUGCUACAGAGGUUCCAGCUUACGUUGAGGGCUUCGAUUAUUUCAAUCAGAAGUUCAGUGAAAGACAUAGAGGAACGCAAAGUCUAA